Messenger RNA from Eimeria necatrix, 981 nucleotides. RefSeq names its product KED, related. The record is from RefSeq and is a predicted model, not a curated record. The coding region runs from base 1 to 981 and encodes 326 amino acids. NCBI's taxonomy places the organism in Eukaryota, Apicomplexa, Conoidasida, Eucoccidiorida, Eimeriidae. The transcript is spliced from 4 exons.
AUGCCUAAAGAAGAAGUUUUAAGGGAAGAAAACCCCAAAGCGCCGACAGCAACCACCUUGUGGUGCUGUCCUUGCCUGGCGGACGUUUGCUGCUCGGGGUCCCUCAAGGGGGUCGAUGAAGAGGAGACAGUGGUAACAGGAGAAGAGGCCCAAACUGAGGCAGCUGAGGAGGCAACAACUGAAGGAGCUGAGGCGGAAGAGGCCGGAGAUGCAGCCGAAAAGUAUCAAGAAGAAGAUGAGGGGGAAGGAGAAGUUGCUGCUGCUUCUGAGGCGGACCAAACCAACGCAGCUGCAGGGCCUAGGACUGCAGCAGCGAAGCCAAAACCCAAGCCCCGGAGACAGGUGCGACCUGCAGGCAAGAAAGCCCCAAAGAGCAGCCCAGCCUUCUUCACUGGAAAGGCGGCGGGGCUGCCUCCUCCUCCUAAGGAAGCCUGUGUUGGGCCACCGCCUCCGGUGGCUGAUCCCACCUUUUCUGUCGGUCUCGGUGCCUACCUCGUCUAUACAGACGCGGAGGGGGGCAGACUGAAGAACCAAUGGAGCAAAACGCCCCUUACAGGCUCUGGCAUAUUGGCCUACCUCUGCCCAGAGAAGGAAGUUGCUGACUACAAAUUCGAGAAGAAGUCUGCCGUCGAAAUCUAUGCAACAGACUGCGAGAAGUCCAUGGCCAGUGAGUUCCCAGCGGAUCGCAUCAAAUACUACGAGGGAUGGGCAACUUUCUUCAAGCAGCUGUCAGCUCAUGGCGGCACCAUAGUACUCCUACCUGCGGCUGUCGCGGAGCCUCCACCUAAAGUUAAGGUGGUUAUGUUCAAUAAGGGCAAGCUAAGCCCUGUCGAAGUGGGCCAAGAAGUGAACAUAAAUGCAUUUGAAUGCCUUGCCAUUGUCCCCUCCAACGCCACCAAAUUCGAUGUGAAGGAAAUGCCGCAUUCUGACUUUAUGGCUCUCGCGAACUCCCAGGGAGUGUACGUGAAUCUGAAGAAGUAA